Molecule: messenger RNA, 995 nt
Organism: Manihot esculenta (cassava)
Lineage: Eukaryota; Viridiplantae; Streptophyta; Magnoliopsida; Malpighiales; Euphorbiaceae
Product: 2-hydroxy-palmitic acid dioxygenase mpo1
Exons: 4
Coding region: 171-773 (200 amino acids)
Biological process (GO): sphingoid catabolic process
Cellular component (GO): endoplasmic reticulum
Source: RefSeq, a predicted model, not a curated record
UGUAAUUUAGGUAACUACUCAGUACCCACAUUGCUGUUUCCCAGAAGCAAGUUUAACAAACCAAGCUUCACGAAACUGGUUGAACAUCUUUUGAUCUUCUCAACAAUCCUUAUCUUCUCUUCUCCAAAAACGCUCCCAGAAAACUUCCCCAAUUUCUCGAGAAAAUCUCCAUGGCUAGGAAAACAGGAAUAUUUGAUUUAGAGACCCAUUUUGCCUUCUAUGGAGCAUACCACAGUAACCCAGUUAACAUUUUGAUACACACUUUAUUUGUAUGGCCAAUCUUCUUCACCUCUCUUAUGCUCUUCUACUUUACACCUUCCAUAUACGACAUAUCUCGAAUUGGACUUGGUGGUGAUCAUGGGCUGUGCCUGAAUUUUGGCUUCUUUUUGAGUCUAAUCUAUGCUUUGUUUUAUGUGAGCUUGGACAAGAAAGCUGGUACUUUGGCUGCUAUGCUCUGCUUUGCCUGUUGGAUUGGUGCCAGUUUCAUUUCUGCGAGGCUUGGCUAUUCUCUGGCUUGGAAGGUUGUGCUGGCAGCGCAGUUGUUUUGCUGGACUGGACAAUUUAUAGGCCAUGGGGUGUUUGAGAGACGGGCUCCUGCUCUUCUUGACAACCUUGCACAAGCCUUUCUGAUGGCUCCUUUCUUCGUAUUGCUUGAGGUUCUUCAAACGGUCUUCAGAUAUGAACCAUAUCUAGGGUUCCAUGCAAGCGUCAAAGCAAAAAUAGAUGCAGAGAUCAAGGAAUGGAAGGACAGUAAACAAAAGAAGUCCACUUAGCUUACAGAGUCGCCAAACAGGCAACUGUGGUGCCACUUUUUAAGCACAAUGGAAAAUUUGGCUUGUGAUGUAUUAUUUACUGAGAGGUUUCUCGGACAAACCUCAUGUUUGUAGUAACAUAUGCAUAGUUGUGUACUAAUUUAGUAAAAGGUUUCUAUCAUUUCGUCCAAUCUAUGUAGUUUGAACUGAUAAAAAAUAACAAAAAUUUUAAAUAUACUUGUC